CGAGACCACUUCGCACAACACCCCCCUCACCCGCCAACAUGUGAGAGCAGAAGCCGCACUGCUCGCUGUGUGUGAGAGAGUGUGUGUGUGUGUGUGUGUGGUUCCUUCCUGGCACCACCGUGUCACUCGCUCUCCGCCGGUUCCCUCCACCCCCCCCUGGUAGCCCGCAAAGGUGGUACGCUCCGUGCUGGAAGAAUCAUGGCGAUAGAUGGAGGAGAGAGAACUUGUGGAGUCCAUGAACUAAUCUGCAUUAGAAAAGUGUCUCCAGAGGCUAUUGGGUUUCUUUCAGCGGUCGGUGUGUCCAUUGUUCUCCUCUUAUUACUUUUUCUCUACAUUAACAAGAAAAUGUGUCUUGGGAAAACUGGAGGUUUCCAAAGAGGUGGUUCUGAAUUUGGUGCAAAGAAUCAUCAAGGCAGAGACCUCCACGGUUCAUCGUCAGAAAGUGAAGAUGAAGGCCUGGGAAAGUACCACGAGGCACGGAGUCGUCUGCAUGGGUCCAGACCUGCCUCAGAUAAGCAGCAGAAUUAUAUGUGGGAAACAAGACAGAAAUACAGCCCCCUGUCUGCAGAGUAUGAUGGGUACAGCAGCGAAGUCUCUGCAGAUGAAGCUAAUAGCAUCCAGAGAAUGAGAAGGACACCGCCACUUGAUGAGCUGCAGCCCCCACCUUACCAAGACGACUCCGGGUCACCUCGCCUUUCAUGUACGCCCUCUGAAAUUGGCGACAGUAAAUGUCAACUUUCCCACUGUAGCAAUAGCCCCCGAUACUCCUAUAAUAAGUGCCCCAGUGAGGGAAGUAUGGGGCAAGAAAUAGAGAGCUUCCAGAACAAAGGGUACGAGGAGGACGUCCCGAGUGAUAGCACUGCUGUUCUCAGCCCAGAGGAUUUGUCAGCCAGAGGAUCAUCUUCACAGCUUCCUAAAUCUUUUGAUCCGGAGCCAGUAGCUAAAUACGGCACAUUAGAUGUAACUUUUGACUAUGAUUCACAAGAGCAAAAACUUCUUGUUACAGUGACAGCUGUCAGCGACCUGCCCACACACAACAGGACUGGGAAUAGUAACUCCUGGCAGGUCCAUCUUGUUCUGCUACCUAUGAAGAAGCAGAGAGCCAAGACAAGCAUCCAGAAGGGACCUUGCCCAAUGUUCACAGAGACCUUCAAGUUUAAUCAUAUAGAAUCGGAAAUGAUUGCAAAUUAUGCCGUGCGCUUCAGACUAUACCUAGUACGUCGUAUGAAAAAAGAAAGGAUUGUUGGGGAAAAGGUUUUUUACUUAACAAAGCUGAAUCUCCAAGGAAAGCUAUCGCUCCCGGUGGUACUGGAACCUGCGUACAGUCUCUCGGGCUGUGAUUCCCAGAUGAGCAUGUCGGAAGUGUCAUGCUCGGAAAGCACUUCCUCUUGUCAGUCAUUGGUCCACGGAUCAGCUCCUGAGAUCCUCAUCGGCCUUCUUUAUAAUGCCACCACUGGCAGACUUUCCACGGAGGUGAUAAAGGGUAGCCACUUCAAGAACCUGUCAGUCAACAGACCUCCCAACGGACUGUUCUGUUGUCUAAAACACUUGAUAGGUGGACAGGUUUAUAUAAUUCGAGAUACCUAUGUAAAGAUAACUCUGCUGAAUUCCAUGGGUCAGGAAAUGUCAAAAUGUAAGACGUCCAUCCGGCGAGGCCAGCCCAACCCCCUUUACAAGGAGACCUUUAUUUUCCAAGUGGCAUUGUUUCAGCUGUCUGAUGUGACUCUCAUAUUGUCCGUGUAUAACAAGCGCAGCAUGAAGCGCAAAGAGAUGAUAGGCUGGAUAUCCCUAGGUCUGAACAGCUCAGGCGAUGAAGAGCUUAAUCAUUGGACUGAAAUGAAAGAGUCGAAAGGACAGCAAGUAUGUAGAUGGCAUACGCUGCUGGAAUCGUAAUUGCCAUCAGCAGGUCUCUUGUGACUCCAGAGAGCUCAUCUGCUCUUUGAAAGGACAGGAUGUAAUUUAGCCACCUGCAUAAGAUUGCAGCUUGCAGGUAAUGGGUUUGACAUGCUGUGGAGUGCUCAGCACACACCAGGAAUGGGCCGUGCUGCAGCCUGUAUUCCUGUGCCUCUGAACAGAGCCGGGCAUAGGACGUAAGCCACAUCAGACUGUGUUUCUAGAUAAUGUUAUGACCACUUCUUUAGGUGCUUUUCCUAUUUUGUCUGAUUAUACAGUUUUGUACAACGUUCUCACUGAUUAACCGGAUGCUUUCUGGUUUGGUCAUAGAGCAGAGAAGAGGAAGGAGUUUUAUCCGUACACAUAGACACCGGCAUCUCUGUUUUAUCUAUUUGUCUUUUAUUUCUAUGACGUAAUCAUUCUUUAGAGCAUCACACAUGAUACUCAUUUUUCGUGCUGGCUAUUUAUCCUGGGAAAUGUAGUUUAGCAAUAAGUGGUGGCAGAGGGGUUGGCUUUACUGUCUCCCAGGGAUGGGGCUUCGGGUUUGAAUCCUAUAUUGAUUUCUUCAUUUUUUUAAAUGUAUUCCCUAUGUUGGUAUAGCUUUCCUGUGGGUGCUCUGGUGUCUUCCCAGAGCCCGAAAGUGCUGUAUGGGUAGGAUAACUGGUCCUGUCUAAGUAUACUUGUGUUCCAGUGAUAGGAAUAUUUGAUUGUAAGCUUUAUUGGGGCUGAUGUGCCUAAAGAUAUUUCUCUGAUUGUACAGUGCUGCAGAAUGUUGGUGCUAUAUAAAUGAAGAGUAAUAGACGGAAUGGCAAGGUGGUCCAUCCCUGUUCUCUACAUUGUAGUCAAAUUUAUAAGCCUUGUCUUAAGUUUUCUGUAUUGUCAGCCAAUAAUCAAAGAAAUCAGAGAAAUGAAAUGUACUUAAGUUACCACUGUGUAAUUCUGAUUACUCAGAAUUCCUUCAAUGCUGAAUAUCACCAACAGUGGCUGUAGUGCUUAGUACUGUUCACAUUGGGUGCUAAGAUAGGAAUUAUUCAUAAUGGCUCCUGUACUAGGCUUAAUUCAGUACUUUAGUGAGACUCACCCACAUUGGGCCCUGUGCUAGGGGAUAUUAACAAGAGCGCCUAAGUAUCACUCAUGUUGGCUCUUCUGCUGAGUAUCCCUCAUGUUGGCUCUUCUGCUGAGUAUGAUUAGUGUUGGCUCUUGUGUUGACUAUCCCUCAUGUUGGCUCUUGCGUUGAGUAUCCCUUCUGUUUUGGUUCUUUCGCUGAGUAUCCCUUAUGUUGGCUCUUGUUCUGAGUAUCCGUCAUGUUGGCUCUUGUGCUGAGUAUCCCACAUGUUGGCUCUAUGUUAAGUAUCCCUCAUGUUGACCCUUGUGCUGAGUAUCCCUCAUGUUGGCUCUGUGCUGAGUAUCCCACAUGUUGGCUUUGUGCUGAGUAUCCCUCAUGUUGGCUUUGUGCUGAGUAUCCCUCAUGUUGGCUCUUGUGCUGAGUAUCCCACAUGUUGGCUCUUGUGCUGAGUAAACCUCAUGUUGGCUCUUGUGCUGAGUAAACCUCAUGUUGGCUCUUGUGCUGAGUAUCCCUUAUGUUGUCUCUUUUGCUGAGUAUCCCUCAUGUUGGCUCUUGUGCUGAGUAUCCCUCAUGUUGGCUCUUGUGCUGAGUUUCCCUCAUGUUGGCUCUUGUGCUGAGUAUCCCUUAUGUUGGCUCUUUUGCUGAGUAUCCUCAUGUUGGCUCUUUUGCUGAGUAUCCUCAUGUUGGCUCUUGUGCUGAGCAUCUCUCAUGUUGGCUCUUGUACUGAGUAUCCCUUAUGUUGGUUCUUUUGCUGAGUAUCCCUCAUGUUGGCUCUUUUGCGGAGUAUCCUCAUGUUGGCUCUUGUGCUGAGUAUCCCUCAUGUUGGCUCUUGUGCUGAGUAUCCCUUAUGUUGGCUCUUGUGCUGAGUAUCCCUUAUCUUGGCUCUUGUGCUGAGUAUCCCUUAUGUUGGCUCUUGUGCUGAGUAUCCCUUAUCUUGGCUCUUUUGCUGAGUAUCCUCAUGUUGGCUUUGUGCUAAAUAUUGCUCAUUUUUAUGGAAAGCAGGAAGUAAAUUUGAAUAGCGCUCCCAUAAUAUAAAAAAUGAAAAAUUAGGAUACCUAUGUUAACUAAAGUUUGGAAAAGCCAUAUACCCCGCUCUAUACUUCCUACUGGAAGGACAAGAAAGUAAUGGUUGUAAAACCUAUCUCCACCUAUCCUGUUACGAUGUAUAUAUCAGGAAUCUGAAUAAUGAGCUAAAAAGUUUAAGAAGUAUAAAAAUACAGUAUGAGAAAAGUUACAAGCUGCUCCAUAUUCAUACUACAUAUUUCAUCUUAAAAUAAGGCAAUCAUAAAGCAUAAAUGACACAAUAAUGAAGCUGCCUGUAGCUUCUGAUCAGUGAAGAGCCCAUAUCUGCCAUAUAGAGCACUGACCACAGAUAUUGUGAUGUCACAGUUUACAGUUCACAGACGGAACUAACCAUAGGCUUCAUUAAUUUCAGGCAGGAGAAACCCUUGUUUCUUAGGACACCCUUAGGGAUCAAUUCAAUUAGUGGCAAAGGGGGCGAGUUCCAUAAAAACCAGCAACGCCAGCAGAACUCGACCUCCCUCGUGGACCGAUCUCACUCCGGACUUGCUGAUUUUUGUAUGCACCCCUAUGGGUCUGUGAACAAAAAGCUGCAAAUCUAGCUGUACCGUAAGUGUGGCAAAUAGAAUUACUUACUCACGGGAGUGAGAUCAUCGCUCCUAAUUGAAUUGACCCAUGACAGUGUAAUCAAUAAAUAACUUUUGGUUUUGUUUUGCUUUGUUUUGUUUUUUAGGUAUGGAGAGGUUUUCUUGUUUAAAAAAAUAAAAAACUUUUUUUUGCUGUAAAAUCUUGAUACUUUUGUUGUAGGUUUAGACGUCAAAUUACAAGAUUGCAGCUAUUCUCAUCAGAUAACAUACUGUAUGAGAGUGUAAAGCACAACAUAAAAACCAAAAAAACUGAAUAAAACAGAAUAUUGCCUCAAUAAAAGAAAUAAAGUGUACUUGUUGCCUCCAUACAAUUGUGUAGGCUGAAGCAAUAUUCACAAGACUAUAACUUAGAAAUUCAGUAGGGACCAGUGACAUAAGUGAGUGUACAGUGGAGGCAGCUGCUUCGUGCCUCAUGCCUCAGUAUUGUCACAAGUUGCUUGUGAAUUUGAUAGACUGCAUUCUCAUGAAUAUUAAUACAGCCCACAA
Pseudophryne corroboree (corroboree frog) is the source of this 5112-nucleotide messenger RNA. RefSeq names its product synaptotagmin 14 (gene SYT14). The transcript has 9 exons. Gene Ontology annotation, molecular function: phospholipid binding. NCBI's taxonomy places the organism in Eukaryota, Metazoa, Chordata, Amphibia, Anura, Myobatrachidae. The record is from RefSeq and is a predicted model, not a curated record. The coding region runs from base 199 to 1893 and encodes 564 amino acids.